This is a messenger RNA of Dermacentor silvarum, 962 nucleotides long. RefSeq lists its product as uncharacterized. The coding region runs from base 69 to 767 and encodes 232 amino acids. The record is from RefSeq and is a predicted model, not a curated record. Lineage: Eukaryota; Metazoa; Arthropoda; Arachnida; Ixodida; Ixodidae. The transcript has 3 exons.
UGGACCCUUGCAAGGUUAAGGCCAUUUUCACGGACUACCAAGACAUUUUCACUACAGAGCUCGGCCUAAUGAAGGGUCCUCCCGCAAGCCUGCACCUCAAAGAUGGAGCAAUACCGAAGUUUUGUCGUGAAUUUACGUUGGUCACGGAUCAUCAACCACUCGUGGGCCUGCUCAGACCUGACCGCCAGACACCGACCAUGGCGGCUGCGCGAAUUCAACGCUGGGCGCUGUACCUCGGAGGCUACAAAUACAAACUUCAGUACGUUCCCGGGAAACAACUGCUCAACUCGGAUGCUCUCAGCAGACUACCACAGCAGGCGACCGGAGAUGGAGGGGAAGGUCCAAAUGACGAGAGCGACGACUGGACACUGCCGCCAGACAGCAGUGUGUACGUCCGCAAUUACGGACAGGGGGAGAAGUGGAUCCCUGGUCGGGUCAAAUCGGCGACAGGAGCACGGAUGGUAACCGUAGAGACUCCCAAUGCCAUCGUCAAACGGCACGUCGACCAAGUACGCCGCCGCUCGGAUUCAUCACCAAGGUAUCCGGUCAACGAUACGGCUGCUGGUGGUCCAGGGACCAACCAGACGCCAGGUCCAAGCGCGGCCGGCAAUGGAACCACUCCCUUGGAAGCGGCCGCCCCGGAUAGUACUUCAGCUACUGCCCAAACUCCGGAAAGCAACACUACCGCAGGUCCGGCCGAAGAUUCGCAGCAAGUCCUGCGUCGGUCAACAAGGCAGCGCAAGCCAGUGCAGCGGUUCCAUUUUUGAGGAGAGGGCAGUGUUGUGUCUGCGUCAUACCGAGUUCUGCGCAUGCGCAGUACGUGUCAUUUUCUUCUCCUCGCUUCCACAUCCUCUCCCACUUCGGGGAUAAAAGCAAACCUACGCCCCCAAAUAAACGCUUUGUAUGUUCGAGCUGGCUGUGCCUCGUAACUGCUCCGGCCCGCGUGCCGUGGCUAUGCUACA